Messenger RNA from Juglans regia (Persian walnut), 1922 nucleotides. Its product is annotated as 5-methylthioadenosine/S-adenosylhomocysteine deaminase-like. The transcript has 10 exons. Gene Ontology annotation, molecular function: hydrolase activity, acting on carbon-nitrogen (but not peptide) bonds. Bases 64 to 1476 code for a protein of 470 amino acids. The record is from RefSeq and is a predicted model, not a curated record. NCBI's taxonomy places the organism in Eukaryota, Viridiplantae, Streptophyta, Magnoliopsida, Fagales, Juglandaceae.
CUGAUUGAAAUUCUACAAACCCACGCCGAAACCGAGCGAUACUGGUAGCUAGAGGCUAGAGCUAUGGCGGAAACGGACACCAACUCGUCUAUCAUACUUCACAAUGCCGUAAUUGUCACCAUGGAUCCUCAAAGCCGAGUCUUUCGCAACGGUGGGAUCUUCAUCCAACACGAUACAAUCAAAGCCAUAGGUCAAUCUUCCGAUAUUCUUCGCGAUUUCUCUUCUCUCGCUCACCAAAUCAUCGACCUCCACGCCCAAAUCUUACUCCCAGGAUUCAUCAACACGCACGUUCACACCUCUCAGCAACUAGCAAGAGGGAUAGCGGACGACGUUCACUUGAUGACAUGGUUGCACGGCCGCAUAUGGCCGUACGAGUCCAACAUGACCGAGGAAGAUUCUUAUAUUUCCACUCUACUGUGCGGCAUCGAACUCAUUCACUCCGGUGUAACGUGCUUUGCUGAAGCCGGGGGGCAGCACGUAUCUGGAAUGGCGAAGGCGGUGGAGUUAUUGGGCUUGCGUGCGUGUUUGGUCCAAUCAACCAUGGAUUCCGGUGAGGGUUUGCCGGCAUUGUGGGCGAACAGAACCACUGAUGAUUGUAUUCAGUCUCAAAAGGAGCUCUACAAGAAGCAUCAUAAUACAGCAGAUGGACGAAUCAGAGUGUGGUUUGGAAUUAGACAAAUCAUGAAUUCAACUGAUCGUUUGCUACUUGAAACAAGAGACGCCACGAGAGAACUGAAAACUGGAAUCCAUAUGCAUGUUGCAGAGAUACCCUAUGAGAAUCAACUUGUGAUGGAUACUCAAAAGGUUGAUCAUGGGACGGUUACGUACUUGGAGAAGAUUGGGUUUCUCCAAAACAAUUUGCUUUCAGCUCAUACAGUUUGGGUCAACAGUACUGAGAUUGGUUUUCUUUCUAGCACUGGAGUCAAAGUAUCUCAUUGUCCUGCCUCUGCAAUGCGCAUGCUUGGAUUUGCACCUAUUAGGGAGAUGCUUGAUGCUGGCAUUUGUGUCUCCUUGGGAACAGAUGGCGCACCAUCAAACAACAGAAUGAGCAUUGUUGAUGAGAUGUACCUGGCUUCUCUUAUUAACAAAGGACGGGAAGUUCAUAGAAUUGGAACCACCGAUCCCACCGCUCUUCCUGCUGAAACAGUUCUCAGAAUGGCGACAAUAAAUGGUGCAAAAUCAGUACUCUGGGAUAAUGAAAUAGGGUCACUUGAGGUUGGGAAAAAGGCUGACUUGGUUGUCGUCAAUCCUUCCCUUUGGCCCAUGGUUCCUGUCCAUGACUGCAUUUCCAGCCUUGUGUAUUGCAUGCGAACUGAAAACGUGGUCUCUGUAAUGUGCAAUGGCCAUUGGAUCAUGAAGGAUAAGAAGAUUUUGCGUGUAAAUGAGGAAGAUGUUAUUUUGGAGGCAGGGGGAGCUGCUAGCGAUCUAUUGAAGAGGGCAGGAAUAAUAAUUCCCAGCAGAAUGAAGAUCCUUUGAUUAUUCAAACGGGCAUGUGGUUGCUGUACUUGCUGAAAAGCAUUUGGCUGAAAGCCUCAAACAGACGCCCCCCAGCCCACCCAAUCGCCCACACGAACCAAAGAGAACGAACUUUCCGUCUCCUUCCUUGGGCCUAUAUAUGAUAUAUCCAUCUGGGUUUUUCCUCUGGACUCCAGAAUAAUACUACAUUUAAGCUUUGUAUGAUAGCAUGUUGUGUUCUACAUAAACUUGUUCCAUUUGGUUUGGCAUAAAAACUUGGCAAGUCAUCCUCAGUAUUUCCAUCACUUUUUUGUGUAAUUGACAGUUGUUAGCUAAGGGCAUGCUAUCUGCUUGUACAUUUUCAAUUCAAUAUUAUCUUCAUGGCUUUAAGACCUUUAUGUAAAGGAAGAUUCAAACCCAUUGUAUCCAACAUGGAAGAUAUUCAAUUAAAUACUACUUGGGAAGAU